CCGUUUCAACACCUCAAGAAGAAGAACACACGAACGUCUGAAUUUUGGAGCUUUCCUUCCCACGCUCACCAGUGACGACGUGUGCUCUUUGAACGACAUGAUGGAGGUGUCAGUCCACCCCAGCCCACAGAAGGAGAUAUUCUGUGCAGCUCUGCUGCUCGUUUUGACGCUCACGUCUGCAGAAGAAGGCGCCCAGCUGAAGAACUCUCAGUGUCACAACUACGCAGGAGGACACGUCUAUCCUGGGGAGGCUUCCCGUGUGCCCGUCUCUGAUCAUUCUCUGCACCUCAGCAAGGCCAAAAUUUCAAAGCCUGCCCCACACUGGGAAGGAACAGCAGUCAUCAAUGGUGAAUUCAAGGAGCUGAAGCUGUCAGACUACAGAGGAAAAUAUCUGGUCUUUUUCUUCUAUCCUCUGGACUUCACGUUUGUCUGCCCAACUGAGAUCAUAGCCUUCAGCGACCGUGUGCAUGAGUUUCAGGCCAUCAACACCGAGGUGGUUGCCUGCUCGGUGGAUUCCCAGUUCACUCACCUGGCCUGGAUCAAUACACCCAGGAAGCAGGGAGGACUGGGACAAAUGAAAAUCCCUCUCUUGUCUGACCUCACUCACCAGAUUUCCAAAGACUAUGGGGUCUACCUGGAGGAUCAGGGCCACACGCUGAGGGGACUCUUCAUCAUUGAUGACAAAGGCACCCUAAGGCAGAUCACCAUGAACGAUCUUCCAGUUGGACGAUCCGUAGACGAGACACUGCGGCUGGUUCAAGCGUUUCAAUACACGGACAAACACGGAGAAGUGUGUCCAGCAGGAUGGAAGCCAGGCAGCGACACAAUCAUUCCCGAUCCUUCAGGCAAGCUGAAGUAUUUUGAUAAACUGAACUGAUGGAACAAAAUGAAAAUUCAAAUAAAUUGUGUUUUCAUAAUACGCUCUCAUCUUAUC
Messenger RNA from Doryrhamphus excisus (bluestripe pipefish), 934 nucleotides. It is a transcript of the gene prdx4, whose product is annotated as peroxiredoxin 4. Gene Ontology annotation, biological process: cellular response to stress; cell redox homeostasis; hydrogen peroxide catabolic process. The record is from RefSeq and is a predicted model, not a curated record. Lineage: Eukaryota; Metazoa; Chordata; Actinopteri; Syngnathiformes; Syngnathidae. Gene Ontology annotation, cellular component: endoplasmic reticulum; cytosol. Gene Ontology annotation, molecular function: thioredoxin peroxidase activity.